Molecule: messenger RNA, 360 nt
Organism: Cylicostephanus goldi
Lineage: Eukaryota; Metazoa; Nematoda; Chromadorea; Rhabditida; Strongylidae
Source: the annotation of a GenBank genome assembly
AUGUCAGACUUCGACGAGACCCUCCGCUACGGCGGUCCACAAGCAGAUGAGGAGAAAGAUGUGCGUAUUCUAACCACAAUAUCGAUAGAUGCCGCACGCAAAGCCGAAGAGCGUGAGCGUAAGAAGGCUGAAGUGCGAAAGCGGCUGGAAGAAGCUGGACAAAAAAAGAAGGCUAAGAAGGGUUUCUUAACACCUGAAAGAAAGAAGAAGCUUAGGAAACUUCUUAUGAUGAAAGCCGCCGAAGAUUUGAAACAACAACAAUUGUUGAAAGCACAAGAACGACAAAAGGCACUUGCAUCAAGAAUUAUUCCACUACCAGACGUCGACAGCAUCGAUGAUAAGGGAAUACAUAAAUCUUAG